Molecule: messenger RNA, 936 nt
Organism: Thlaspi arvense
Lineage: Eukaryota; Viridiplantae; Streptophyta; Magnoliopsida; Brassicales; Brassicaceae
Source: the annotation of a GenBank genome assembly
AUGGAAGAGCAUUGUUUGGUGCUUUAUGGAGAGUGGAGUUGUGGAGGCAAUGGAAAAUGGGAUUUCGUGAUAGACAAUAACAGAAUGUCUAGGGUUUUGCAAAUAGAAGAGGGGAUGACGGUGGCUGAGCUGAAGAAGAAAGUUAUCGAGGAGUUUUUCGGAGGCAGUUCUGCCGGUAUCUCUGUCUCGCUUAGUUAUUGGCCGCCAAAUACAACUGAGUUGGCGACAGGGAUAACGACUCUGCCGGUGUUGGUUGAGGAUAUCGGUAGAUCCAGAGUUAUGGAGACUAUUCGUGGGUACAUCACGCUGUCGUUUAGUAGCAAGCGUCUUGGAGCAAGCGCUAGUUCGACUGCGAUUGGGACAUGCAACUUUGAUUUCAAUGACGAGGAGCUCCUAAAUGUAGUAGAUGAAGCUGAAGGCAAUUUCCAACGUAGCAGUGGCCGUAAGGAGGUCGAAUCCCCGGCAGAAGAGUCUGACUCAGAUGUAUGUUGUGCAGAAGUAGGCGAUGCUAUGGAACGGAUGUUAUGUAUCCUAGUAGAGAAGGUUUCAAUGCUAAGGUUGUGGAGUUUGGGGUUAGGUGCGACAUCCUCCGAGUGGGUGGUGGAUGAAGCGAAUAGAGUGGACAAUGCACCGUUGGACAGUGAAACCGCGGCAAGGAUCAGUGUACAAAAGUCCGUGGACACCUAUCCAAAACUUGGAAAUGUGGACUCAUCUGGACGGAGUGCUGGUGGACAUGACGUGGAGGUUCCUGCAGCCGUUACUGAAAUGGUAUUGCUACCACCUCGCACGCGUAGGCCGUCUGGGAGGCGUAAGGAGGGGAAGAUUCCGACAGUUGGAGAGAUACCGGGGACGAGGUCUAAGAAGAAGGAACCGAACAAGUGUUCAAGAUGCACGCAACCUGGGCAUAAUCGUACUAGUUGCACGAAUCUGAUAUGA